Messenger RNA from Lotus japonicus, 3893 nucleotides. Its product is annotated as pentatricopeptide repeat-containing protein At5g39710-like. Lineage: Eukaryota; Viridiplantae; Streptophyta; Magnoliopsida; Fabales; Fabaceae. The coding region runs from base 743 to 1867 and encodes 374 amino acids. Gene Ontology annotation, molecular function: protein binding. The transcript has 2 exons. The record is from RefSeq and is a predicted model, not a curated record.
AUGUAAACUAGUGGCUAGUAAGGAGUAUUCAUUGCAAGUUGCAACCCUAUGAGUAUGAGGCUUUCAUCCACCGCCACCCUGAAAACCUUUCGCCAGAUCUUCCGAAAUGGCAUGAGCGUUAACAUUUACAACUUCAGGAUCCGCGGCUUCGCCGGCGCUGGAAACUUUGAAUCAGAAUCGGCAUUGAUAGUGGCGAGAUGCAAGGAGAAGAAGGUGCGGGAAGCGUUUGGGUUGUGGAAAGCCAUGACUGACAAGGGUGUGGAGCCAAAUUUGGUUUCGCUGAAUGCGGUUAUUCAGGGGUUGUGCGAAGAAGAACGGAUGGAAGAGGCUGAGGAGGUGGUUGAGGAGAUGAAUCGGAAGGGUUUGACCCCUGAUGAGAACACUAACAUGUCUCUGUUUCCGGUGCGAAGCAGAUAAGGCUUAUAAGGUUUUGAGUGAAAUGAUUGUUAGAGGUUUGUCACCAUCUGUCGUUAUAUACAACAAGCUUGUUAGUGCAUAUUGCGUCGGAGAGAGAGAGAGAGGGUUGAGAAGGCUGUGGGGAUUUUGAGGGUCAUGGCUAAGAGGGGUUUGUCCCCUGAUGCUGUUAGUUAUACCACUGUUAUAUCUGGGUUUUGUUAUCUCGACGAGCCGGAGCUGGACAAGGCGCUUGAAAUGAAGGCGGAGAUGCUUCACAAGGGCAUCUUACCACGUAUGCCUGUGCCUGGAGGGAAGCUUGUCCAAAGCAUUUGAUCUCUUCCUAGAGAUGCUGCGCGGGGGUGUGUUGCCAGAUAAGCUUACUUAUUUUAUAUUGAUGAAUGCUUAUUGUCUUGAAGGUAAAUUCUGUAAGGCUUUUCAUAUGCAUCAUGAGAUGACACACAAGGGUUUUUUGCCUGAUUUUGUUUCUGGGUUUUCACCCUCUCUUGUUACAUACAAUGCGCUUAUUCAUGGACUUUGCCUUUUGGGGAGGGUUGAGGAGGCUUUGGGGAUUUUGAGGGGCAUGGCUGCGAUGGGUUUGCCCCCUGAUGCUGUAUGUUAUACCACUGUUAUAUCCGGGUUAUGCAAAAUCGGGGAGCCGAGGAAGGCGUAUGAAUUGAAGUUGGAGAUGGACGGAAAGAACUUCUGGUGGCUGGAUCUAGACACAUAUGACUCGCUUAUGGAAGACCUGUCGGAUGAGGAUAUUUAUUCUAAUAUGAUGAAUGAUUAUUUUGCUCAAGGUAACAUGAAAAAGGUUUAUAGAUUGGAUUAUGAUAUGAAACACGAUGGUUAUUUAACUAGUGACGUUAUCUUUCGUGUGUAUCUGAAUGCACUUAAUAAGAAAGCCAGGACAAUAGAUGCUAAGAGGACCCUUCUGGAUAUGAUUUAUAAAAACUUGUGGACUAAGCCAUCUUAUUUUACAUAUGAUACUCUGAUAGAGAACUGCAGUAAUAAUGAAUUUAAGAGUUUGGUAGGGCUUGUCAAAGAUUUCAGCAUGAGGGGUUUAGUGGGUGAUGCCGGCAGAGCUCGUGACACAAUGCUUCACGGGAAUUAUAAGCCAGAGGGAUCAGUUUAUAAUUUAUUAAUAUUUGAUCAUUGUAGAUCUCAUAGUGUUAAUAAGGCAUAUGAUAUGUACAAGGAGAUGGUGCAUUAUGGCUUUGCUCCUCAUAUGUUCUCUAUACUUGCUGUUAUUAAGGCUCUACAUUAUGAUAGAAGGUACAAUGAGAUGAUGUGGGUAAUUAAAAACACAUUGAAGAGCUGCAAUCUCAAUGAUUCUGAGCUACGUAAAGUACUUAACAAAAUUAAUGUCAGGGAAUGUGAUAUUGAUGCUCUUUUGGAUGUGCUAGCUGAAAUAGCCAUGGGUGGUCUGUUACUUGAUGGUGGAAAGUGUUCAUAUGCUUCAGCAAGUACCUAAUAUCUUUGGUUCUGCUUGUUGAACUCUGUUAUCAUAAACCUUGAGCUGACCCUUCCACCUUGCAUCUAGCAUGAUUUGGCUUGGAGGCUUGCAAUAUGGAAAGUUUUCCCUUGUUAGGAAAGCAAUUUAUCAUCUUUUACUUGGAACUCUACAGCUAUCAAAGACCUCCUUCUAGACCAGGUCGUUCAGAUCUUUUUUUUUUUAAUUGUCAAGUAUGAAGUUACUUGCUUUCAGUCAUAAGUAGAAAUCAGUAGCUUGGUAUUUUUUUAACCAAAAGGUCUUUCUAACUCUUGCUAAAUUACUUUCAGGUUGGUGGGAAUCAUGUUUUAUGAUUUUAUGAAUUUCAAUAAUUUUGAAUGAGGGUUGCUGAAAUCAACAAAGUAUUAUCUGACAUGAUCUGUCAUUUAUUAUUUCACAUGAAUGAUAAAAUUUAAAUCUGUUCUCCCUAAACUCCCAAGGUCCCAAGCUCAUAGGGUAAAUCAGUAAGCUGGGGUCCGGGAUUGAAGAUGUUGGGGGGUUUCACUAACUCAAGUUCUUUCUGUCUUCUUGUAGACUCUUUUCUUGUCCCUUGGGUUGUUGGGGGGUUUCACUAAAAUUAUGUGUCUUAUUACAUGUUAAAUGCGGUAAUAAUUGCUCUUCAGAGGUUACGGGUGGCUAUUUACCGUUGGGAGUUAUUGUGCUCAGACCCUUGGGUUCCCAACGGUGAACCAACGGCUUCUAGGGCCAGAGUACUUCGAAGGACGGUUUUUAGGAGAUGCUAUGCAUUUGGUCCCUUCUUUUCGACCGAAUUGUCGCUAUGCGAGAACUGGGGAGGGACACAACCCUCCAAGCCCUUAAGCGUGUGCGCUUAAUGGACUUUAAGAUAAGAUUUCCUUUUUGAUCCGGUUGUUUAGCUAUCUGAUAACUCGUGAGGGACACUGCUAUCCAAGCCAUUUAGCGUGUGCGCUUGAUUGGCUUUAAGAUAAAACUCAUGCAAAAGCUAAAAACUUUAUGACUGAACCACCAACUGUAUAAAACUGACACCCAGAUGGAGAACAUUGCUCCAUAGUGCAGAGCUUGCUGCAGCUGAGAAUUUGAUGUUCAUUGGUGUCAUAGUUUUGUGAUUUUCUAGAGUUUACUUCUCAUCAUAUUAUCAGUAAUGUAAUAUCAUCCCUUCCUUUUGUCCUUUGUUGAGAUUUGACUGGUUAUCAUUACAGCUAUAACAUGUUUGGAUGAGGUUCUCUUACCUGAAUUAAGUCUGAAGUUUAGAGCUACUCACCCAGAUUUGAUUCUGACUACAAAAUCAAUUAUGGAAGAGUUUCCAAUCAUGCACUUAGCACAUAAUCUGCUCAUGUUUCUGUUUUUUAGGUAUGUUGGUGAUAUGGUAGUAACAGUAUACCUGUUGUGCGAGCGAGCUUGAUUUAUGGCUGCUCCUCCAUUUUGGGAUUGCUGCAUUACUUCCCUUCCUAUUCCUUCUCCACCACUCUUAAUUCAGCAUGAUAUUGGGGCCUUGCUUGUUUCUUUUGGCCGGGGACAUCAUUAGGAUGAUGUGUGAUCCGUUGAAAUGAGAAGGUGGACACUGUCCCAUGGUUGGUGAUUCAUUAAAAUCAUGCAAUUCGGUCUCUAUAGUCUAUAAAAAGCUGCUUCAUCGAGCCCCAAAGGCGUUGAAUAGGUACAGCCUACCUUGGUUGCACCUGCAGGUGACCUUGAAUUGUAUAUAACUUCAUUCAAUGUUAAUGUGCAUGUGAGAGAUGUCUGCACAGCCUAAGGUUGUUGUCAAAGUUGAAAGUGAAGAAUAUAUGCUGGCUUUGCAAGUAAGUUUUGUUCAGGGAAAUUUUAUGGUACAUUAGCUAAGUUCUUGUGGAAUGUGUGUAAUAUCUGUAUUGGAUACUUGCUUGCUAUAGAGGAUGACUAUUAGAGAAAAAGCUGGCAUUCAUAGAGCAAUGUAAGGCAGGAAAGUUUUAAGUUGUUCUCAAAGAAAUCUUGUGGCUAAUUUUAAUUGAACAGUGUGGAGAAGGCAAAGGAAUGAGGUCAUAGCUCUCUUGCA